Molecule: messenger RNA, 785 nt
Organism: Colletotrichum godetiae
Lineage: Eukaryota; Fungi; Ascomycota; Sordariomycetes; Glomerellales; Glomerellaceae
Product: cytochrome-c oxidase chain VIIc
Exons: 3
Coding region: 20-337 (105 amino acids)
Biological process (GO): mitochondrial electron transport, cytochrome c to oxygen
Source: RefSeq, a predicted model, not a curated record
UCUCAGACCACUCUUUUGGAUGACUUCAACACCACAACCGCAUCUCUCCAUACCCCCAUUGCGCCUCGCGAUCGCCUCAUACAACACCGCCAAAAUGUUCGCCCGUGCCGCCGCUCGCGCGGUCCCCAAGACCCCUUCCAUGGUCGCCCGCCGUGGCUUCCAGACCACCCGCUCCCAGAUGUCUUCGCCCUACCACUACCCCGAGGGCCCCUACACCAACAUCCCCUUCAACCCCAAGAGCAAGUUCUUCGGUGUUGGCUUCUGGACCUACUCCUUUGUCGGCUUCUUCGCCCCCUUCGGCAUUGCUGCUUGGCAAACCUACAAGCCCAAGGUUUAAGGGCUCACUUUGCAUUAUUUUUCUUGAGUCGAUCGCCACUGUAGAGCUUGGAUUGGGUUGAGACGGAGGACGACUGUGUACACAAGCAGAAAUAGAGACUUUUCGUCCUCAAUGGAUCAGCAGGGAAACCAAAACUACGCUCUGUCCGUCGCGUCGUUCUAAGUGAUGAAUGUGAAUAGCAGACUCUGGAGCCAGAUCAGCCUCCAGAGUAUACCUGCGCUUGAAUGUGCGACAGAGGUCAAUCGAGAUGGAAAGUGCAGUCCUCUCACCAAGUGGCAGACAACUACCUCGUGUAAGGAUUGAAACGUCUAAACCACUAAAGGGCAAAAAAAGAGUUCAUCUCGGUAGGCUACAUCUCUUGGUGCGCUUGCUGAGAAUCGAACUCGAACUCGUAGCCUGUCCUCAAGUAGGCUAUGAGCGUAAUUGAUUGUUGCCCUUUGACCAUUCC